Messenger RNA from Nothobranchius furzeri (turquoise killifish), 747 nucleotides. Lineage: Eukaryota; Metazoa; Chordata; Actinopteri; Cyprinodontiformes; Nothobranchiidae. The record is from RefSeq and is a predicted model, not a curated record.
AUGAGGGCUCUCUUCUGCGGUUUCCUCCAUAGCUGUGCUCUGCUGUUUACUUCCUGCCCUCCAACCAAAAUCCGCGCCACGGUAGCUUCCUGCCCAGCGCCCGCUCCGGAUGUAGAGGAAACCGAUCAGAUCAGUAUGGGGAGAAAAAUGUCUCAAAAGAUCUGUGCGGCCGUGUUUCCUCUGACCCCACCCAGCGGCUCUCCCUUCACCGUAACCGGUUACAUCCAAUCUCUGGUUCUUUACCCACAAUCCUUUGGGUUCUACUCAACCAUUCUCAGUCUAAAGUUUGGUUCAGUGUCACGCAUGAGAAAGGAAGACAGAAAGGUUCUGACCCAGGCUGGGUGGGCUGUGCAGGGUGGAGCCUGCCUGGAUGGAAAACAACCCAAACCAGGAGACCUGAUUGAGAUCUUCCGUGUCACCUAUCAGCACUGGGCCGUGUACAUCGGUGAGGGCAACGUGGUUCACUUAGUCACCUCUGAGGGAGCUUCAGAUGUCAGCACAAUGCCUCAUAAGGACCAGAAGGGCACCGUGAGGAAGGAGAAGCUGAAGGACGUUGUGGGAGACUCUAAAUGGAGAAUCAACAACUACCUGGAUAAGGAACGUCCACCUCGCUGUAACAACGACAUCGUGAAGGCGGCCUGCAGUCUUGUGGAUUCUGAACUGUCUUAUAACCCCCUCAGCUACAACUGUAAGCACUUCGCUACGGAGAUGCGCAACGGCAGGGUCGUGUCCCGACAGUUUGCUUAA